AUGUCAAUCGGCGGUCCUUGUCUUUGGCUGCCCUCUUUGUCCUCGCCAGUCCCCUCGCCGCUGUCGGCGGUCACAUCCCACCUGUCCGCAAUUGCUCGUCACGGAGAGCGGGUUCCUUCGCCACGGAUAGCGUCAACCCUGCUAACUUUGUCGAGAGAUCGAGAGUCUGCCUCUCGUACUUGGCCGUCUGAAAUGCAACGGACUGGUAUGACGGCAGAGAAUGCCUUGCCCUCUCCGCUGCCAGUGAGCAUGGGGUCCGGAGCGUAUCCCGAGGGAGAAAUAUCAUCGCGGGAGGCAGUCAGCCCAAGGCCCGAAAUGGGAAGAAAAGUCUUCUUGCCACGAGUCACGUUGGAGAUUCCGGGGAGCAACACGAACCGUACGACGUCGCCGCAAGUUGGGUUCAGUCGUCCUGGGGAGUCGACGAGCGCCGUCGAGUCGGGUCUCAACGCAAAUGAAGAUCACGACAAGGAGUCGACGAUUAGUCCGUCCGAUGAGAAGGACGAGAUGAUGGAGGAUGAUGAAAGUAAUCGAUCGCCGUCGCUGGAGAAGAAGAAAAUGAAGAGAUUCCGGUUGACACACAACCAAACUCGCUUCCUGAUGAGCGAGUUCACUCGCCAGGCACAUCCAGACGCUGCUCAUCGAGAGCGUUUGUCACGGGAGAUCCCCGGGUUGACGCCACGUCAAGUUCAAGUGUGGUUCCAGAACAGGAGAGCAAAGCUCAAGCGUCUGACGACAAAUGAUCGUGAGCGGAUGCUCAAGUCGCGAGCCCUGCCGGACGACUUCGACACGACGAAAGUCCUGCGCACGCCGUUUGAGAGCAGAUCAACUGGGCAAACACCAGUGCCAUCCCCACAUGAUUACGGGGUCCCCAACCCCGAUUUUGCAUCCCUGCGGGCACUUCGCACCGACUCCUUCCAGCGUCCACAUGAAGAUGACUAUCUCGUCUCGCCCCUCAGCUCCACGUCGACCGCGGGAACCUACUUGUCAUCUGCUGGGCGGAAUGACGGGCUACCCAGCUCGGGGAUGAUGUUUGGCCGCCCAGCUGCCUCUGCGUCUAUGUCUGAUCUGCAUAGAACGAUCCGGAGCGAUUACGCGAUCGGCAGGUCCAGCAGCAUGUCUGAUGCGUCCUCUCAACCCUCAUCCUUCCAUCCCAGCAUGCAAAUACACAGCCGAUUCGCCCCUUCUUCACAUCCAUCUGCCCUGCCAUAUCUGCGACAACCGAUGGAUUAUGGGGUUCCUCGACCUCCAGGGGGGAUGGUAGGCUCCUAUGACCCGCAGCAGUCAUUUGAAGGCUCGGUGUCCCCGACAGAUUCCCAGGGAGCGCCCAUGACAUACGACAUGAGCAAUAUAGGCUCGCAACCACAAAGCUAUCAGCCGCAGCUGGCAAUGUCAACUCCAAAGGACUACAGCAGACUGGGAAUGGGCGCCCAAAUCCCACCCCACGGAAGACCCCUCGCGACUCUUCACUCUCUCCCGGUCUCCGCGCCGCAAGAAUACCGGCCCUUCUCAUACACCAGUGCCUCGGGAUCGAUGGGCACAAUCCCUUACACGCAGUCCAACGCCUCUACCUUGAGUCUCCCCACCACCUUUGCCCCUACUGAGUCCAGCCCGGCCUCCCAAGACCAUAUGCCACAGAACCAGGAGGCCCUCGAGUCCCUCCGGACCAGAUUCGGCAAUCCGCCCUUCAACUACGCGGGCUAUAUUCAACAAUAA
Penicillium canariense is the source of this 1713-nucleotide messenger RNA. RefSeq names its product homeobox domain-containing protein. The transcript is spliced from 4 exons. Gene Ontology annotation, molecular function: RNA polymerase II transcription regulatory region sequence-specific DNA binding; DNA-binding transcription factor activity, RNA polymerase II-specific. The record is from RefSeq and is a predicted model, not a curated record. Bases 1 to 1713 code for a protein of 570 amino acids. NCBI's taxonomy places the organism in Eukaryota, Fungi, Ascomycota, Eurotiomycetes, Eurotiales, Aspergillaceae. Gene Ontology annotation, biological process: regulation of transcription by RNA polymerase II.